AGUCAACCCCGUGCCUAUCUGUAGACUACAUAAUACACACUCUUUCUGUACCUACAGACAUUGCUGUCUGACAGCCCCAAACACUGGCGCAGGAGACUACAAGAAUAGUUAUUUUCUACCUACUAAGAACUGGACCAACACACAGCUAACGCUCCUUUCGGCUUCAUUUGAAGGUUGUUGUUCGGGUUUAACCUACCUUUGGCUGUAUCACCCCAAACCAACCCUAACCUCACCAGCACCGCCACGGGGACUUUACCAUAACCCUGAAGGGAAACGGGUCCUGCCGGUGUUCCUUCCCCAGGACAGCCUCUUUCUCCCCCUCCCCUCUAUCGCUUUCCCCCCUCUUUCAGCCCUCCCACACAGAUGCACCCCGCCGCCCAGCUCGACAGGAGCGAUGGGAUGUGUCAACUAGUAGAUGACACAGUCCUGGACCAUGUAAGGGAGCUGAAGGCGCAAUCUGCAGUGUUUCUACCGGAGAGAGCGACAGGGAGAGUGAGGGAAGAGGAGGAGCGAGGAAUGGGCAUGGGGAAGAAUAUCACCUCUAAGUCGAUGGAGGGAGAAGGGGCGAAGUAUGAGGAGGAGAACAACAGAGCAGACUUCUACCCCAUUCCGGUGGUGGUUAACGGAGUGGGACAGGCCGCCGGAGAGCAGGACACUGAAGACACUGAGCUGAUGGCCGUCUACACUGAAGAGAACCAGGGAGGAGAGAAAAGUUCCAUGUCGGAGACUUUGGACAGUGCAGACAGUAUGGACGCCAGGAGAAUGGACAUGAUCUACACCAUUGAAGACACUCCUCCCUGGUACCUGUGUAUAUUCCUGGGCUUACAGCACUACCUGACAUGUUUCAGUGGUACCAUUGCGGUGCCAUUCCUGCUAGCUGAAGCCAUGUGUGUAGGGUUUGACCAGUGGGCUACCAGUCAGCUCAUAGGAACUAUCUUCUUCUGUGUGGGAAUCACCACCCUGCUACAGACGACACUGGGCUGCAGACUUCCUCUGUUCCAGGCAAGUGCCUUUGCCUUCCUGGCUCCCGCCAGAGCAAUCCUGUCACUAGACAAGUGGAAGUGCAACGCUACAGUGGUUCCUUCCAUGUUCAACGAGACUGAGCUGCUCAACACUGAACACAUCUGGCAUCCCCGGAUACGAGAGAUUCAGGGGGCUAUCAUUGUGUCGUCUCUGAUAGAGGUGUGUAUUGGCUUCCUGGGGCUCCCUGGGCUCUUGUUGAAAUACAUCGGGCCCCUAACUAUCACCCCGACUGUGGCCCUCAUCGGCCUGUCUGGCUUCCAGGCUGCAGGGGAGAGAGCAGGGAAACACUGGGGCAUCGCCAUGCUGACUAUAUUCCUGGUGUUGUUGUUCUCUCAGUAUGCGAGGAACGUACAGCUUCCUCUACCCAUCUACAAGGCUAAGAAAGGUUGGACCUCUUAUAGAUUACAGCUCUUCAAGAUGUUCCCUAUCAUCAUGGCCAUCCUGGUGUCAUGGCUGAUUUGUUUUAUCUUUACCGUAACCAAUGUUUUCCCACCGGAGAAAGACAAGUACGGUUACUACGCCCGCACCGACGCACGCCAGGGGAUACUGGCAGCUGCACCCUGGUUCAAGAUCCCCUACCCUUUUCAGUGGGGUGUUCCUACGGUGACAGCGGCGGGGGUGAUUGGUAUGUUCAGUGCCGUGGUCGCCAGCAUCAUUGAGUCAAUUGGAGACUACUACGCCUGUGCCCGCCUCUCCUGUGCCCCCCCACCCCCCAUUCACGCCAUCAACAGGGGUAUAUUUACGGAAGGUCUCUCCUGCGUGUUGGAUGGGCUGAUGGGGACAGGAAACGGCUCUACUUCCUCCAGUCCUAAUAUAGGCGUGCUAGGCAUCACUAAGGUGGGCAGCCGGCGUGUGAUCCAAUACGGUGCUGCUAUGAUGCUACUGCUAGGGCUGGUGGGUAAAUUCAGCGCAUUGUUCGCCUCCCUGCCUGACCCUGUCCUGGGGGCGCUGUUCUGUACCCUGUUUGGGAUGAUUACAGCUGUGGGACUGUCCAACCUGCAGUUUGUAGACCUCAACUCCUCCAGGAACCUUUUUGUUCUGGGCUUCUCCAUUUUCUUUGGCCUGGUGCUGCCCAGCUACCUCAAACAGAACCCUCUGGUCACUGGUAUAGUGUCGAUUGACCAGGUGUUGAACGUCCUCCUGACCACAGCCAUGUUCGUAGGGGGGUCAGUGGCAUUUGUGCUGGACAACACUAUCCCUGGUACGCCGGAGGAGCGAGGAAUCAGGAAGUUGAAGCGUGGGUCGGGACCCAGUACUGCGGAGCUGGAGGGGAUGAGAACCUACGACCUCCCGUUCGGCAUGGACUUCCUGCGCCGCCACACCGUCUUCCAGUACUUCCCCAUCAGCCCCACCUUCAGUGGCUACCAGUGGGGCGCGAUCCGCAAGGCCUGCAGACUUAGGGGGGGACGGGGUGGGGCAGGGAAGGCAGCAGAGAUGGAGGGAAUCACAGAUCCAGGGGAGAGCGGGGUAUAGCAGACUGGUAGAACCGGGCUGGGAAGAGAGAUGGAGUUUGGUACCAUGGAAGGGGUGGAGGUUUUUGGGUAGCGUCAGUGCAGUGUGACAUGCUCAACCCUGUCUUGUAUGUAUGUGUGUCUGUAUAACACUGUCUAUGGCCUAUUCAUGCUGUUGUUAGCAUGUUAUACCAGUGUUGUCACCAGUGUCAUGAGUGUGUAAUAACAGAUGUCCUUAUAGGGAACGUUUCAGAUGGAGUUGCAACAUGCUCUUGUCUCUGCCUAGUAUGUGAGUGAAAGAGCAUAGGAAUGCCUUAGACAGCCCAUUAUUGAGGUCCCUCUCUUCCCAUUGCACUAUUUCUUCUAGAUCUUCAGUUAACACUUAUUUUCUCAGUUAACCUGUCUACAUCAGUCAAUCUGUCUACAUACAUUCCAAGGGGAAUGGUAAGAAAAGGUUUGUUCUCUGCUGUUUAACCAAAAUACUCUGAUGUAUUACACUCCCAGUGGCCUCUGUGUGUGUGUGUGCGUGCGUGUGUGUAUGCCCACCCAUGACAUUGUGAUGGGGUUGAGUGUGUCACUUGCGCUGGCACAUUUCUUGUUUCCGGACAGAUGGACAGAGACAGACAGACAGAUGGAUGGACAGUAUCUCGUUUACGGCAAAAGUUUAAAGCUGAAUGAUUGACACCUUACAGACCCAUUGAGAAUCAGACGCAGCUGGUCAGUCAGCCCUGUUUAGCAAACCUACACUUCCCACGGUGGUUAUGGGAAAUGUAGUCUCCUGUUGAAAGGGGAUUGGAUGGAAUUGAGGCUUUAUAAAAAUUCACAUUAGACUAAUAAUUGGCCUGCAUACUAAAUUUACACACACACACACCAGGCAAGCACACUACCAAACACAAGCAAGGCAAGGUCAUGCAGAUACUGUUGAUGAAAGUGGUAGACCUUAGCCAUGCAAAGUGAUUGUGGUGUUCGUUUACAUUAUUAGAGUUAAUGCACAUUUUGUUUACUGGAACCUGCCCCUCUAUUUGGCUUCUAUUACCCGUUUAAGUCAAACACACAAUUAGGGCUGUUAUGGUGACCGCAUUAUCACAACACCGGCAGUCACAAGUCAUGACCGCAGUCAAAUUCCACGUGACCGCUGAGUCAUGGAAACCAGGCUUCCCCAAAACUGCGCUUUGAUGGUCAUUAAUAGCCUACCAAAUUUGCUAAAAGUCACUAAUAGCCUUGUACUCAGCGAUGUAUUGUCCCUCUAAUCACUCUGACAUCAAUGCAAAUGCAAUCAAAAAUUAAAUGAAACGAUUAAUGAGAGCCCUGGAAUUCAGAGUUGGAACGGAGUAGGAUCACCUAUGUGCAGCUAGAUAGAGCCAGCUCCUCAUAGCUCAACCUGAACUCAAGGGUAGACGUAACAUAGUGAAUGUCAAUACGGGACACUCCAUUUAGUAUGACAUGUUACAUUUCAUAUGGCAUGCAUUAAUUUGCUGUGAUAACCAUACCAAACGUAACAUAUACUAAUUACUGUCCCAGAUAUACGUUUACUACACAACAUGACCAAAAGUAUGUGGAAACCUGCUCGUCGAACAUCUCAUUCCAAAAUCAUGGCCAUUAUUAUGGAGUUUGUCCCCUCUUUGCUGCUAUAACAGCCUCCACUCUUCUGGGAAGGCUUUCCACUAGAUGUUGUAACAUUGCUGCGGGGACUUGCUUCCAUUCAACAACAAGAGCAUUAGUGAGGUCGAGCACUGAUGUUGGGCGAUUAGGCCUGGCUCGCAGUCGGCGUUCCAAUUCAUCCCAAAAGUUUUCGAUGGGGUUGAAGUCAGGGCUCUGUGCAGGCCAGUUAAGUUCUUCCACACUGAUCUAGACAUUUCUCCAGAGAACGAACAGUUAUUGUGCUGACGUUGCUUCCAGAGCCAGUUUGGAUCUCGGUAGUGAGUGUUGCAACUGAGGACAGACAUUUUUUACGCGCUUCAGCACUCGUGGUCCCGUUCUGUGAGCUUGUGUAGCCUACCACUUCAGGGCUGAGCCGUUGUUGCUCCUAGACGUUUCCACUUCAGAAUAACAGCACUUACAGUUGACCGUGUCAGCUCUAAUAGGGCAGAAAUUUAACAAACUGACUUGUUCGAAAGGUGGCAUCCUAUGACGGUGCCACAUUGAAAGUAAUUGAGCUCUUCAUUAAGGCCAUUCUACUGCCAAUGACUGUCUAUGGAGUUUGCAUGGCUGUGUGCUCGAUUUUAGAAAACGGGUGAACUAGCCGAAUCCACUAAUUUUGGAGUGUACACAUACUUUUGUAUAGAUAGUGUAUGUUAUGUCUAGUCUAUGAGACCAUGCUGCAUAGCUGGGGUUGUAUUUUUGUUCCCCCACUACAGACGGCUAUACCGUUUCGGCUAUAUCAUAUUGGUUCGCUAAUACAAGACUAGGAAAAGACCCAGUGCACUACAUUUGUGAUUGUUAUAUAUACAGUACCAGUCAAAAGUUUGGACACCAACUCAUUCAAGGGUUUUUCUUUAUUUUUACUAUUUUCUACAUUGUAGAAUAAUAGUGAAGACAUCAAAACUAUGAAACAACACACAUGGAAUCAUGCAGUAAGCAAAAAAGUGUUAAACAAAUAAAAAUAUGUUAGAUUCUUCAAAGUAGCCACCCUUUGCCUUGAUGACAGCUUUGCACACUCUUACCAUUCUCUCAACCAUCUUCCGCUGGAAUGCUGUUCCGACAGUCUUGAAGGAGUUCCCACAUAUGCUGAGCACUUGUUGGCUGCUUUUCCUUCACUCUGCUGUCCAACUCAUCCCAAACAAUCUCAAUUGGGUUAAGGUUGGAUGAUUGUGGAGGCCAGGUCAUCUGAUGUAGCACUCUUAUCAAUCUCCUUCUCGGUCAAAUAGAACUUACACGGCCUGGAGGUGUGUUGGGUCAUUGUCCUGUUGGGAAAAAAAAUGAUAGUCCCACUAAGCGAAAACCAGAUGGGUUGGUGUAUAGCUGCAGAAUGCUGUGGUAGCCAUGCUGAUUAAGUGUGCCUUGAAAUCUAGAUUAAUCACAGACAAGUGUCACCUUCAUGCGUCACAGUGGGAACCACACAUGCGGAGAUCAUCCAUUCACCUACUCUGCGUCUCAUCAAAGACACAGCGUUUGGACCAAAAAUCUCAAAUUUUGAAUUCAGACCAAAGGACAGAUUUCCAACGGUCUAAUGUCCAUUGCUCGUGUUUCUUGGCCCAAGCAAGUCUCUUCUUAUUGGUGUCCUUUAGUAGGGCUUUCAGCAAUUUGACCAUGAAGGCCUGAUUCACACAGUCUCCUCUGAAUAGUUGAUGUUGAGAUGUCUGUUUCUUGAACUCUGAAACAUUUAUUUGGGCUGCAGUUUCUGAGGCUGGUAACUCUAAUGAAUUUAUCCUCUGCAGCAGAGGUUACUGGGUAUUCCUUUCCUGUGGCGGUCCUCAUGACAACCAGUUUAUCAUAGCGCUUGAUGGUUUUUGCGAUUACACUUGAAGAAACUUUAAAAGUUCUUGAAAUGUUCCAGAUUGACUGACCUUCAUGUCUUAAAGUAAUGAUGGACUGUUGUUUCUCUUUGCUUAUUUGAGCUCUUCUUGCCAUGAUAUAGACUUGGUAUAGACCAAAUAGGGCUAUCUUCUGUAUACCACCCCUACCUUGUCACAACACAACUGAUUGGCUCAAACACAUUAAGAAGGAAAGAAAUUCCACAACUAAACUCUUAACAAGGCACACAUGUUAUUUCCAUUCCAGGUGACUACAUCAUAAAGCUGGCUGGGAGAAUGCCAAGUGUGCAAAGCUGUCAUAAAGGAAAGGGUGGCUUCUUUGAAGAAACAAAUCAAAAUACAUUUUAUAUUUGAGAUUAACAAUUUUUUUUUGGUUACUACAUGAUUCCAUAUGUGUUAUUUCACAGUUUUGAUGUCUUCACUAUUAUUCUACAAUGUAGAAAAAUAGUAAAUAUAAGGAAACCCCUUGAAUGAAUGGGUGUGUCCAAACUUUAGACUGGUACUGUAUAUAUUUUCUAAAAUAAAAUAAUUUUAAAAAAAUGUUCGCACCCCUAGGCCUAUAGGCAUGCAUUAUUUUGCAACUUUUUCAAAUCAUAGUUGCAUGUAUCAUGUAGCCUAGCCCAUAGAAUAUAUGUUUUAGAAGGUUUGUCUAAAGUGGCCAAAUAACUCUAUAUCAUAGCCUAUAGCCCUUGGAUCCCUGGGGCCGGGUUGGAGAGCCCAUAGCCUACAGACACUAUAGUGAAACAUGUAUUCUUAUAAGCCCAGUCAUCGUGUGUGAAAGCAGAGUUUGCUAUUCGAGUGCAGGCUUCGUAUUACAUGUUGGUUUUUGGGGCCAUUAAUUUCAAAAUAAUUCCACACAUUUAUCAUAUGUGAAAGACCAGAUGAAAUUGAAAAUAGUCUGAUGGUUGAGAAUAUUAUCAAGUGCUUGACAAAUUGCGAAUGAGAGACGGAUGAAGUGUGUGCAGCCUGCUCAAGAAACAGAGCAGAGCGCAUGCCUUUCAUGCAACGUUUUUCAAAUCAUCAUUACAGCAUUUGUCAGCCUUUGGCUAUAUGUUUUGAUUGCUAAUACAUUCCAAGGUUUGCAUCACAACUACAGUUGCACAAAUAACUCUAAAUGAAGCAUAUAGGAGGACUUGUUUCAAGUUAUGACUUUGUUAACCGCUCAACACAGAAUAGGGAGUGCAACACGUGUGCACUCCCUCGGACAUCGUUUUGGGGAAAUAUCCAUUCUAUUUUAUUCACCUAUGUUCAGUUGUAUUCUUCUUACUAUGAAAUAAUAUUAAAUAAUUCCACAAGAAUUCUAAGCAAAUCUUGUGUGUUAAAUGAACUAGUGCCACAGCCAUAUGGCAUAGCCAGAUCAGGGGCGAACAUAAGGAUGACUCAGAAUAUACUAUUCUGUUCUUCUGAAAUAGGCUACAUCUUCAUAUAAUUUCUUUAGACCUGCCUAAAAUAGUCUAUAUUACAUAGAUUUAUACAACUUGUUAAAAUGUAGAUGUUCCAAAGGUCUGCAUCAGUGGCUUGUUAGACUAUGUGUGGAAGCCCGGAGAUGCUAAACGUGUUUAUGUUAAUUAAAGGUCAUUUUAACGUGAACCCAGCAAUUAUUUGCAUGGCAGUUAGGCUGACAAAAUUGCAUGACUGCCACUGCCCUACACACAACACAACAGAUCUCCCAACAAACUGUCAAUGUCCUCCACUGAACAGGGGGCCCGGUCCCAAAUCAACCUCUAGUCCUGGACACUUCUCCUAAGUCCCCUAGUCGGGACACUUCUCCAAGUCUCCUAGUCCCGGACACUUCUCCUAGUCCCCUAAUCUUUGGACACUUCUCCUAGGCCCCUAGUCUUGGACACUUCUCCUAGCACCCUAUUCCUGGACACAUCUAAAUGCCCUCUCAUAGAUCUGAAAGAACUAGAAUGGAUGUAUGGAAAUAUCAUGGUAACAACCCUCCUGAAGGGUUAGUUGAAGCUAGUAGGCCACCACUUUUGAUUACACCUGUCUGUUUCUUUCACAUCCAGGAAGGGCCAUGAAGAAGAGUCUAGUCCAUGGGUAUGAGCUAGUGCUGGGGAAGAGGGCUUGAUUUGGGACUGGAAAUGAGGGUCAAAAUCGAUAUGUUCACCCAGUCAGCUUGCAGGCCUUACUGUGUCAGUAUUAUCUUUCGUAUCUUUAACUACCACCACCAAAAACCAGCUCUCUCAUGAACGCGUACUCCCUCAUCCAGCUGCUGUUAUUACAACUGGAAUUUCAAGGUUGACUUAUGAGCUGCUUGUAAGACAUUGAAUAGUUUAACAAGUAAUACAAACGCUUUAGCACGAAGCAGAAUGCACUUGGAUUUCUAGUUGUGCGAUCACACCAUUGUUUUUAAAAUGUAGCCAUUUUUUCUAACUCACUGAUAUCCUUAAUUUUGCCAAUGUGUGUUGGAUGCCUACUUAGACUAGUGUUUGGGUAGUGUUUGUCAGCACAUGCAUGGGGGUAUAGGUGGUUUGGCCACUGCCCAGGCCACCGCCUGAGUAAAGAUCAUGCUAUGAUUUAAGGCUUAUGUUCAGAGUAACACCCGUGCAGGGUUUGCAGAGGAAGGAAGAGGAGAGACGCUCCACAGAUUUAGCUAGGCAAAUUACCAGAAAAAAACGUAUGUACCCAGAUGCCUGACUGAAAGUGAGAAGUAGUGAAAGAAAAGAGGUGGUUUUUAAAGUGCCAAUCGCAUCCCUGAUUUCUGUCCUGCCCUCUGCUCUGUCCUACUCUGCUACAGAUGUCAGGUGGUCUACUGUUCUGUUCAAGUGAACAUGUUUGAUUUACAGACACGGCACCAUAACAGUAUCUUCAGGUUUAAGGGUGUGUAAUGGAGGGGGUAUUUUAAAAUGUUUAUAGGAGAGGGGGAGAGGGGUUGUGGCUGUAUUAUUAUUAUUAUUAUUAUUACAAUUUUUUUUUUUUUUCAAUGGCUCAUAGACUGUACAAUCUUAUCCUGCACCUAUUAAUUACUUAUUGUUAUGAUUGUUACUUGAGCCAUUGUUCAUAUUGUUGGCAUUGUUCACUUAUUUGUGAACAGUGUAACCCCCCCCUCCCCCCAAAUCCUCUCUCCAUCCCUCAUGUGUGGGGUCAAGUUCAUGUCAAUAAUUCACAACUGAGGGUGCAUCAGAAAUGGCACCCUAUUCCCUAUAUUAUGCACUGUACUGCAUAAGGGAUAGAAUGUCAUUUGGGACAAACUUAGUGUGAUUGACAUGGGGGCAACUUUUUUGGAACCUCUGCUAUGUGUGUUUGCACUGGAGUGCUGUGUUACUGUGUGAGCCAUCAUCCAUAGAAAACCAAUGGUUGAGGUAGGGUUGAAUUGAGACUCCUUCUGGCCAGUGUGGUUGACUAUCAUAAGCCUACAUGAUACUUAACAACAUGAACAAGAUGCACAGUUUCAGACUGAACCAAAAUGCAAAAGAAGCACCUAUCCUUUCUUCAUUCUUUCUCAAACUAUUUCCCUUGCUCUUCUAUUUGCUGCACCAAAACAAUGAGUGGGAGUAGUCACUGGUUCAGAAAUGCAGACAUUUUUAAAAUGUUAAGUAACAUUUCAGAUUUACUUUGUUUUAUCUUGUUGAUUAUUUUAUUUAGUUAUGAUUAGUAAGAAAGUAAUUGUUUAGUGAAAUUUAUGUGACGAGUAUUUGUGUGCUUUAUGCACAAUGUCAGAAAGAUAUUUAUCAGUUUAGAAUUGACUUGUUCUGGCCCUAUAGUAAUUUUCUGAUUUUCCGUUGUUGCAGAGAGAUCAUGAUAGUCUUAGUCUCCACAGGCAGCAGGUUGAACUGGACAUGACUCCGUUAGGACCUCGAACUAGACCUGGAGGUGUGGGAAAAGGAGAACACCUUGAACAUUCUACUCUAAACAGACUAACUAUAGUCAGGGUGUGGAGAGAAGAGGAUAGCCAAUGGUUUUGUACCAGUGUUUGAUAUGGCAGCAUGCUUGGUACUGCCUUGCUCUACAGAGCAGAGAAGAGGAAGGAACAGUGGAUAGAUGGAAUAGACCAGUCCUUCAACUUGCUCAACUACCCCUCCCCCCUCCACUCCUGCAGUGCAGAUAUGGUGUCCGUGUCCUCUCUGUUUAAGUGUACCUGUUUUCGAGAGAGAAUGUCUGAAAUAGCAUGUUGUCCACUAGGGGAGUAGGGUGUUAUUUCAGCUUCAGCCCAUAGACCACCUCAUUGGAAGCCAAUGCCUCACCUCUGUAUGAGCUUUAACUCAUUCUCAAUGUUAAAAACCAUGCCCCACGAGCCAGGUCAAGGUAUGGCCAUGUCGAUGACACAAAGACAUAUAUCCCUUUCAGUUAUUUUGAAGGGGAAACUACCUGAAGAAUAUACAUUUCUCUUUCUCAAGUGUUUUAUCUUUUUAAAGUUUUUUUUUUUUAAUACAUCGGUAUGUUUAUUACAGACAGAUGUUUGUAAGAAAAUAAAUCAUGCAUUUUAAUAUUUUGUCAUGCUGCAAAGUGCACCAUUUAUUACAUUUUUAUUUAAUUAAAAUAAAGAAUACAUUUCUUUCUAUUUUUAAUCUGUAGUUUGGUGGAAUACUUUUGCUAGUUAGAAUUUUUUUAAAUAUUGUAUAUUUCCAACAUUGCUUCCUGUUAUCAUGUUAAUAAAGUGUUCAUGCAAAUUGAGAAACGCCUGACAAACUUUAAACAGAUGUAAAAAAAUAUAUACAUGUAUAUUGAAUUGAGUAGGCUACAGUGUGUGGAAAACUUCUGGACCAGGCAUUGUGUAUACUAAUAGUAGCAACAAAAUGUUAUAUUCUUUGUUCCUUAAACUAUUUAAUAAGAUGUUACAGAAUUAA
Molecule: messenger RNA, 10740 nt
Organism: Oncorhynchus keta (chum salmon)
Lineage: Eukaryota; Metazoa; Chordata; Actinopteri; Salmoniformes; Salmonidae
Product: solute carrier family 23 member 2-like
Exons: 16
Coding region: 364-2496 (710 amino acids)
Biological process (GO): L-ascorbic acid metabolic process; transmembrane transport
Cellular component (GO): membrane
Molecular function (GO): transmembrane transporter activity
Source: RefSeq, a predicted model, not a curated record